GGGGGAAACGGCCUCCAGCUUUCUUCCUCCCUGCCUGCGUCUGCCACCGGCAUCGCCAUCGCCCGGUCGCCCCCACCACUAGACGUCCGCCUCCAGGCCUCCUGGCCCGGGAUCCGACGUCUUGGAAAUUGGAAUAUCCCGUCUCUCUCCUGCUCACCUCCCGCAAUUUCUCCUCGCCGUCUCGCCUCGCCCCGGAGCGGAGGCCGAGUGCGCUCCCCCAUCCCGGCAUCCCCGCCCAAAUGGCUGCCACCUUCCGUCUGCUUAUCCUCGUCCUAGUCCUCGUCGUGUGCCCCUCCGCCCGCGCCGCCCGCGACGCCGACGCCGUGGUGUCCAGGAUCGCCUUCGGCUCCUGCGCCAACCAGAGCGCGCCCCAGCCCAUUUGGGACGCCGUCGUGGCGUUCGACCCGCAGGUGUUCGUCUGGCUCGGGGACAACGUCUACGGCGACAACAAGCGCCCGUUCCAGGUGUUCGGGAAGGAGCGCACGGUCGGGCCCUGGAAGAACGUGCCGCGGUUCUACCCCUCCACCGAGGAGGAGCUGCGGAGGCGAUACCAGCUUGCCAAGGCGAAGCCCGGGUACGCCAGCCUCAGGGAGAGGGCUCAGGUUAUUGGAACAUGGGAUGACCAUGAUUAUGGAUUGAAUGAUGCAGGAAAAGAAUUUAGUGGGAAAGUGUUUACUCAGAGGCUUCUGCUAGAUUUCUUGGAUGAAGCUGAAGACAGUAAACGGAGGAAACAAGCUGGUGUUUAUACCUCAUAUAUGUUUGGCCCUGAAGGAAAACGAGUGAAGGUAAUCUUGUUGGAUACCAGAUAUCACAGAGACCCACUAUUAAGUGAUGGAACUAUUCUGGGAGAUCCUCAGUGGCAGUGGCUGGAGAGGGAACUUCAUGGUCCUCAAUCAGAGAUCACUGUCAUCGGAUCUUCUAUCCAGGUAGUGUCUAAUCUUUCUGCUACAACUGGACCUUUGUUCUAUGUGGAGUCCUGGGCACGCUUUCCAAGGGAGAGAGAAAGGCUGUUCAGAUUGAUUGAGAGCAGCAAGAGAAAUGGAGUGAUAUUUGUUAGUGGUGAUGUUCAUUUUGGAGAAAUUGCUAGAUUCGACUGUGGAGUUCAAUAUCCAUUGUAUGAUGUUACUUCAAGUGGUCUUACCCAGUCUGUUGACAAUUCUGUGCCAGUAGUCUUUCAACCUAUUAUGAGACUUCUGGCAGUAUUAACGCCAACUACCAUGCGAGUCCUAAACCCUAACUGCCUGUAUAAAUCAUGUACUACAGGCCAACCAAAUUUUGGAGCAAUUGAAAUUGAUUGGAAUGCUGUACCUCCGCGGAUUAAACUUGAACUGAGAGAUGUUGAGGGCCGUUCUGUUCACAGUGUGGAGUUCCCUAUAUCUGAACUGCAGCCAUCAGGUGCGCUUGCAAUGAAGAAACAAGAACAUGCUUUUCAACGGCACUGUACUCUUGAGACAGAGCUUCCAUGGCUAACACAAUACCGGCUCGCUCUGCUGUUCUUUGGUACCAUAGCUGUUUUUAUCAUAGCCGUGGUGCUGCUAGCAAUCACCUGCUUGUCAAGUAUCCUUAUGUGCAGUAAAAAGACCAAGAAAGAAUAGUUGUGGGGUUUGCCGAGGACAAAAGAAGAUUCUCGGUCCAACUACACUUGAAGCUGAACUUCAAACUGACCAGGAACACCGCAGGCCCAUCCAUGAGCCCGCAGGAACCAAGAUGACACCUCAGUAUCAAUCAGUACACCACGCUGUGCAAUUUACAACGGCACAGAUUGAAUAGACAUAUGUUAACUGACAAAUACAACCUUGUACUGCCCCUCCAUAUAGGUUUUGUCGUGACCCUUUUUCUUUUCAUGUCCGUGCUGCUCCAGUACAGAUCAUGACAUCGGGCAACUCCCUCUUCCGGAGGUGAGGCCAGCGGUGGUGCGUGUUGUCAAAAUAGCAUACUGCUUCCCCGUUUCACCGUUUCAAAUUAUAGUUUGUUUUAUCUUUUCUA
Molecule: messenger RNA, 1986 nt
Organism: Panicum hallii
Lineage: Eukaryota; Viridiplantae; Streptophyta; Magnoliopsida; Poales; Poaceae
Exons: 9
Coding region: 240-1595 (451 amino acids)
Source: RefSeq, a predicted model, not a curated record